This is a messenger RNA of Engraulis encrasicolus (European anchovy), 1519 nucleotides long. Its product is annotated as interferon-gamma-inducible GTPase 10-like. Gene Ontology annotation, molecular function: GTP binding. NCBI's taxonomy places the organism in Eukaryota, Metazoa, Chordata, Actinopteri, Clupeiformes, Engraulidae. The record is from RefSeq and is a predicted model, not a curated record. The transcript has 2 exons. Gene Ontology annotation, cellular component: membrane. The coding region runs from base 111 to 1376 and encodes 421 amino acids.
AGGCACUGGAUGUUGUUUAUAGGAAAGAGGUAGAAUAUGAGCAGGGCCGUCUACAGCAAGUCUAACUGUUGAAGAGGUUUCUUAAUCGCCAGCCUUAGAUCGAGAUCACUAUGGCAGAAGAAGAGUUUGACAUACUCACAUAUGCCGAGAUGGAGGAAGCAAGGCAGUUUUCUGGAUUACUGGACACCCCGAGCAUGUCAUGUGCCAUUGACAAACUCCAGGAUCACUUAAACCAGCUGCAUGCUUUGAAGCUGAACAUCGCCGUGACUGGGGAGUCUGGCUCUGGAAAAUCCUCCUUUGUGAAUGCUAUCCGAGGUUUGAGAGAUGACGAUGAGCAGUCUGCAAAAACAGGGGUGGUGGAGACUACCAUGAAGCCUACACCUUACUCCCACCCCAGGCACCCAAAUGUCAUCAUCUGGGACCUCCCUGGCAUCGGAACAGAGAAUUUCAAUGCUGAAGAAUACCUGGAAAAGGUUAGAUUUGACAGGUACAACUUUUUCAUUCUAAUUACAUCAGAUUGUUUUAAAAGUAGCAGCGUUGACCUAGCCAAGGCCAUUGAAGAGAGGAACAAAAAGUUCUACUUUCUUCGCACCAAGAUUGAUGAGAAUAUCCGGGCAGAGAAGAGGAAGAGAACCUUUGACCAAGACAAGGUUCUUCAUGAAAUAAGAACCGAUUGUUUAAAGGGUCUUAAAAAGUGCGGUGUGGAGUGUCCUAGGGUGUUCCUGAUUUCCAGCCAUGAGCUCGGAGAGUAUGACUUUAGUAUCCUGGUGGAUACAUUGGCAUAUGCACUGCCCAGGCAUAGAGAGCGAGACGUGUUGCUGUAUGCUCUGCCCAACAUCUGCCUGCAGAUUCACCAGAGGAAGAGAGAGAUCCUUCAAGCCCGAGUAUGGAGGACAGCCCUACUGUUUGCUGCUAAGGCCACACUUCCAGGCCUGCCACUGGUGGACAAAAACAUUCUGCUGAUUGAAAUGACAAAGUAUUAUGAGGCAUUCAGCGUAAAUGAUGAAUCUCUUGAACGUCUCUAUGAUCAGACAAAUGUGCCAGUUGAGGAGUCCAAAGCUUGUCUGAAAUCCCCUCCUAACGCCGAGAUUAGUGCUGAGGCGAUGGGAAAGAGGCUGGGUUGGGACAAUGUGGGCAAUGAGUUUCCCGUCAAGGUUCGUCCUGUGCUGGCGUCUUUGCCUGCAAUGGCAGUGGGGGCUGAAGGUGGCAAAGUGUCCACUGUGCUCAGUGUUCUUCCUGUGCUAGGCUCUGCACCGCUAGCAGCCCAGAUUUUCUACAAGGCCAAACGGGUGCUGCAGGACUGCCUGGAGGAGCUGGCAGACGAUGCCGAGAGGGUUCUGUGCAGGGCCUGGGUUCAACAACAAACGCCUGUAUAAUGGACAACAUGACCUAUUGAUAACCACGUGUACUGUGGGGAAAAAAUGUAUAGAUUCUUGCCAGCAGCUAUUGGCCACAGUUGUUUGCUGAGCUAUUUCACUAAUGUUUGUACUGUGUGUUAUAUCACAUUGCAUUUAAUGAU